This is a messenger RNA of Mesorhabditis belari, 1254 nucleotides long. Lineage: Eukaryota; Metazoa; Nematoda; Chromadorea; Rhabditida; Rhabditidae. The record is from the annotation of a GenBank genome assembly.
AUGAAGAUUUUUACAUGCUUAAAUUGUUGCCUUUGUCAAAACCCAUUUAGUGCCACAUCAAAAGAAACCAGCUCGCCAAUGCUUUUCAAGUGUGGUACCGUUGUUUGUAAUGAGUGUUGGAAAGAAGAGAUGGCUCGUGGGAAAGCUUUGUGGAAGCAUCGAUGCUCGAUAGCCGACAAAUGUAAAAUGUCAAACUUUCCGGCUUACUUUUUGAUUGAUUUACUUUCAAACGAGUCGCUUGAGUUGUCGUCGACGGAGAAUGGAUACAUCCUUAAAAAGGAGAUCCAACUCCCCGAGUGCCCCAUUUGUCAAGAAGAGUAUUCCGUUGAUUCACUCGAACGGCAACCGUUUCGCUUAUGGUGUAAUCAUAUGGUUUGCAAUGGAUGUUUCGAGAAAACGUCAACGCAAGUCGCAGGUCCAAAUGGAACGCGGUACACAUAUAAAUGCCCGAUAUGCCAAAAAGCUGAUCCAUAUUUGUUGUCUUCUGGGAAUUUGGAGAAUUGCAUGAAAGUUUUCCUUCAAGAACUACCGACAUUGACGGAACAACUGAAAGAGCAACAGACUAGACAAUCAACUCAGCUUCAGCGGUCUGAAACUUGCGCUGAAUGCGACGAAAGUUUUACGCUCAAACAGAUGUUCGAAUGUGAUGAUUGCAAGAAAAGAAUUUGUGGUGCAUGUUGUUAUCGUCGACAUCGAACUCACAAAGUGGUGGAUCUGCUAGAAGAAGAGAGAAGCAAAAUGCUCCAAGAAACAAAGAAAUCACUUGACAUCCAAAUUAAUGCUUAUGAAAAGAUCUUCCGACAUUUUCAUCAAAAGUUAAUCGAAGAGGUUCAACAAUUGGGACAAAACCUUUUGAAUGAUGUGGCUAAAUUGGACAACGAAACGUUCAAUGUUAUUGCUGUGAAAACAAAAGAACUCAGAAAACUUGGUGAACAAUUCGAGACUUUUUCAGAGGACUACUUGCCGCAUUUGAGAAAAUUCGACACACAAGUUUCGAAGCUGCUAAAAUCGACACUCCCAAAAACAUCGAUCCCGAAAGUACCAAAAGAACCUUUUGCUUUCCUUCGGCCGAAGAAAGUUCCCGAAGAAAACAAUCGCUAUCCACGGCUCUCACAAGGUGUACAAAUAUCUCCCAAUACCACUGUUUACCCUUCACCUUAUUAUAACAUGUCGAUGCCGUAUUUGAGAGAAACCCCGCAACCACAUGGAAGUCCAUUCACAAACAUCAUUGAAGCAGGAUUUGUUCAUUUUGGG